Molecule: messenger RNA, 1697 nt
Organism: Ornithodoros turicata
Lineage: Eukaryota; Metazoa; Arthropoda; Arachnida; Ixodida; Argasidae
Exons: 16
Coding region: 74-1531 (485 amino acids)
Source: RefSeq, a predicted model, not a curated record
CAGCCAUUCUGCACGAGGACUUCGUUCAUAAAGAAGAAGAAUUUGUCUGCGUCACCCGAGGCACUCCAUCGAAAUGGAUUAUUACCAGGAAGUACCUCAGCAACUCUACGAAGGGGGCACAGAGAUGUCCGGCUUCUAUGCAGAACCGGCUCCUCCAUUGGAAAGCUCCGUCUCCGUGAGUGCCCUGAAGACGGAAGAUGAAUCAAGUAGUAAAAAGUCGGUGCUCAUCUUCUUGGCCAUUUGUUUACUUUUAUUCCUGGGCCUCCUCAUUGGAAUUGUGUUCUACGUCACUACUACAUCAAAGGAAGGCGGUGGUUCGGACGGGACACCCAGAACACAGGAAUAUGAUACCUAUGGCUAUAAUCCAUCAGCAUCUCACACACCACGUGCACAGUACCACAGUUCAUCGUCCACCACCACCACCACCUACAAGCCACAGAUUCCUUCUGCGCCGGUUCAGCAGGAGCUUCCGCCAUUGUUGUGCGAGACCUCCAUUGGUAAUGCUCUGACGGUUGAUGAGCUAAGUCCUCACUGCGACUUCUUUAUUGUGGACUUUGACUUCACGGCAGCCACUCAUCCUCAGUAUAAUUACAUUCUCAAAGUGGAACUUGAAGAUGGGGACAAGAUGGAGCAAUUCAUGAAGAAGAAAGCAGGGCUGCCAAGCAAAGUCGCUGUGGGUUUGCCGUACAACUCCGUACGACGCCUCAAGCUGAACGAUGACGCAGGAAGGACUACAUUGGCGAGAGGCAUCAGUCAGCUUCUCCUGGACGCAAAGUUGGAUGGCGUCAUGCUUUAUUACGACGAGCUUUCUGAAGCGGACGCUUCCAAAACGCAGUCAAUGCUACAGAGCCUGACUACUGAGUACAACGCUGGGUACUACACGCUAUUCAAGUUCAAGUUCAGUAACAUCGCCGCGAGUCCGAAAAUUCAAAAGUUCGUGUGGAUGGCCAGUAGGAUGAAUGGAGUGUUUUUGGUCAUUGAAACGCUAAGCAAGAUCAUGCCUAACCCGCUGCUCCCAAAUGCGUUCUGCGAAACUCGUGAAAAAAACUAUUCCAUCAUUCGGACGCUGGAAGACAUUGUGGCCACAAAGAAAGCAUCGGGAAUGGGACUCGUCGGCAUCGGCCUCCGUCUUUUCCUGUUUGAAUGUGAUGGCGACAUCUACGAGAAGACGACUAUCAAAGAAUGCAAGCCAACGCCAUAUGACUGGAACGCCACAAGGAAACUCUGCAAUUUGGGAGGCCAAGAAGCUGAAGCCAUCGGUUGGAGCAUGGGGACUUCGAUGUACACGCCCGCCGUCAAUAACAAAUGGAAGAAUGUUCACUUCUUUGAGAAUGACUACACCUUGGCCACAAAGGGAGAGAAGAUCCUGUCGUACCUGGUUGAUGGAGAUGUGUAUUCCUUCAUCGUGCUCUCUGGAUUCGAGAACGACCUUAUGGAUAAUUAUGCAGACUGCUCGCGUUCAAAGUUUGCCUACACUAGCGCAUUGCAAGCGAAGGUCGGACCAAUUGCACGCCGGGUGCACCAGGGCUGACUAUCGACCAGGCCGCAUGGAUCAACCAUUUUGUCCUUCAACCAUUUCACUGCCGAGUUCUAUAAAAACCCAUUAUUAUGGUUUCAUCGAAUACACGUCCGAGUGCAUUCAACACUUUCAUCUUUCCUGACACCGUUUGUCCCUGCAUAGUAGAUUCACAUGUAAU